Messenger RNA from Rubroshorea leprosula, 1411 nucleotides. The record is from the annotation of a GenBank genome assembly. Lineage: Eukaryota; Viridiplantae; Streptophyta; Magnoliopsida; Malvales; Dipterocarpaceae.
AAGAUCAUUCAUACCAACUUCACCAACCACUCCAAGACAAGUUAUAAUAUAACCCAAUUUCUAGACAGACGUACAUCACAUGGCAUCCCAGGCUAUUUUGCUGUUGCUCUUAGCUCAUUUCAUACGACAAGUACCAGAAAUAAAUGCUAAAAUUCCAGCAAUUAUAGUGUUUGGAGAUUCUACCGUGGACUCAGGGAACAACAAUGAGAUAUCUACGGUUCUAAAGAGCAAUUUUGAGCCAUAUGGCAGGGAUUUCCCUGGUCGUAAGCCAACAGGACGUUUUUCCAACGGUAGGCUUGCAACAGACUUCCUUUCUGAAGCUCUUGGAAUCAAGCCAGCAAUUCCUCCAUAUUUGGAUCCGGCUUAUGACAUAUCAGAGUUCGCUACUGGGGUUUGCUUUGCUUCUGCUGGAACUGGUUAUGACAAUGCUACUUCUGAUGUGCUAUCUGUAAUACCUCUUUGGAAAGAAUUGGAGUACUACAAAGAAUAUCAGGGUAAACUAAGAAAGUACCUUGGCAAUGAGAAAGCUAAUCAGCUUCUCAGUAAGGCACUGCAUCUGAUAAGCAUCGGCACCAAUGACUUCCUAGAAAACUACUACGUGUCCUCAAACAGGUCAUCAGAGUACUCUGUCGGGGAGUACCAGAAUUUUCUUAUAGGAAUUGCUACAGAUUUCAUCAACCAUCUUUACCAGCUGGGAGCGCGGAAGAUAUCAAUAAUCGGGCUUGCUCCAAUGGGUUGUGUACCAUUGGAGAGAACAACAAACAUCUUAUUUGGAAGGAAAUGUAUUGAGGCGUAUAACAAUGUGGCUAAGGACUUCAAUAAGAAGUUGCAGGGGUCAAUCAUGAAGCUGCAAAAGGAGCUUGAUGGAAUCCAGCUAGUGCUUGCAGACGCAUAUGAUUUUGUCUUAGAAAUGAUUGAUAAUCCAAAUUCCUUUGGAUUUGACGAUGUGGAGACAGCAUGUUGUGGGACAGGAUACAUCGAGAUGAGUUACAUGUGUAACAGAGGUAGCUUAUUCACAUGUUCAGAUGCUAAUAAAUAUAUGUUCUGGGACUCCUUCCACCCAACAGAGAAGACUAACAGCAUUGUGGCAGAUUAUUUGUUCAAAAAUUACUUAGCUCAGUUCAAAAAUGACUCACCUCAGUUCAAAAAUGACUCAGCUCCGUUCAAAAAUGACUCAUUUUCGUUAACCAUGAGUUACAUGCCAUUCUGUAUAUUCGUUGUUUACACAACAAUCAAUCGUUUUCUGGCUUAACGAAAAAUGAGAUCCGAACGGCUUAUUAUUUUCAUUUUCUGAUUUCGAUAUUAUUUUUUUUACUAUUUUAACUUUUAAGUCCAAAACAGUGGCCUUUUUUUAACACUUCAGGAGCCACCACGAAUACGCAUACGAACAACAUAAAAUUGACGGGACUGA